CGAGUGGAGUCGUGUUAACAGUAGGACUCAUCAUGGCGCUCGGUUCACCCCAGAACGAGCAUCCUUUCGGCCAUUUGAUCGACACUCUCCAGAGCGAACAAUAUGAAGAGCGGAGAUAUUUCAACCCACAGAAGCUUAGUGAUGUCAGAUACGAGAAACUGCCGUUCUGCAUGCGAGUUCUCCUGGAGUCCGCCAUUCGGAAGUGUGACGAAUUCUACGUGAAAACAGAGGAUGUGGCCGGGAUUUUGGACUGGCAGGUGCAGCAGAAUCAAGCCGAGGUUGUGUUCUCGCCCGCCAGGGUUCUGCUGCAGGAUUUCACGGGAAUUCCUGCUAUGGUGGAUCUGGCAGCCAUGAGAGAUGCUUUAGCUAAACAAGGGGUCGAUCCGAGCCUGGUGAACCCAAGAUGCCCCACAGAUCUCAUUGUAGAUCAUUCACUGCAGAUUGACUACAGCAAAUGUGGCAUCCAGAGCCCUCCAGCAUCUGUAGAUGAGAGUCCAACUGUCAGAUCUCCAGCCGGUCGUCCAUCUUCACGAGUUAGCAGCUCUAGCGGUCACUGUUCAGGACAGCGGUCGGGUCAUCGGGGCGGCUGCAGUAAACCCUCCUGCUCUGACGCCCCUGGUGGCCGAACUGCAGCAGUACAGAUAGAAAACACACCUUUGCUGUGCCCCUUCCACCUACAGCCUGUUUCAGAGCCUGAAACCAUGAUCAGAAAUCAAGAGAUGGAGCUAAUCAGAAACAAAGAGAGGCUGCAGUUCUUUAAGUGGUGUUCAAAAUCUUUUAAAAACGUCAACGUGGUCCCGCCAGACAUCAGCACGGUUCAUCAGCUGAAUCUGGAGUACCUGUGCCAGGUGGUGCAGGAAGAGGAGGGCUUUAUUUAUCCAGACAGUGUGGUGGGAACAGACUCUCAUACAACCAUGAUUAACGGCCUCGGGAUCCUAGGCUGGGGAGUUGGAGGUAUUGAAUCUGAGGCGGUGAUGUUAGGUCAGCCCAUUUCUUUGACUUUGCCGCAGGUGAUCGGCUGUAAGCUUGUGGGGACCAUUAAUCCUCUUGCCACAUCCAUUGAUAUUGUCCUGGGCAUUACUAAGCAUCUGCGUCAGGCAGGAAUCGGCGGAAAGUUUGUGGAGUUUUUCGGACCUGGUGUCCCGCAGCUCUCUGCCCCCGAUCGGACCACCAUCGCCAACAUGUGUCCAGAGUACAACGCCACCGUCAGCUUCUUCCCUGUGGAUGACAUCACCCUGCAGCACUUUAAACAUACCAUCUGCAGUGAGGAGAAGCUGCUGGUUUUAGAAGAUUAUCUGAAGGCUGUCAAACUCUUCAGAAGCUACGACGACCAAUCAGAAGAGCCGCAGUAUUCAGAAGUCAUCGAGAUGAACCUGAGCUCCAUUGUGCCUCAUGUCAGUGGACCCAAACGGCCGCAGGACCGAGUCGCCAUCACCGGCAUGAAGGAGGACUUCAUCAACUGCUUAAAUGAGAAGGUUGGUUUUAAGGGCUUCCACAUAUCCAAAGAGAAGCAGGCCACUCUGGUGCCGUUCCUGCAUGACGGUGCGAAGUAUAACCUGGCACACGGAUCUGUGGUCAUCGCUGCUGUCAUCAGCUGCACCAAUAACUGCAACCCAUCUGUCAUGCUGGCCGCAGGUCUGCUAGCAAAGAAAGCUGUGGAGGCUGGGCUGAUGGUAAAACCAUACAUCAGGACGAGUCUGGUGCCCGGCAGUGGGACCGUCACACAUUACCUGAACACCAGCGGAGUCCUGCCCUUCCUCAAGAGACUCGGUUUUGAGGUUGUAGGUUAUGGAUGUGAGACGUGUGUAGGAAACACAGCACCUUUACCUGAAAGUGUGGUGGACGCCGUCAAACAGGGUGAUUUGGUGGCGUGUGGUGUUCUGUCCGGAAACAGGCAUUUAGAGGGACGCCUGUGCGAUUGCGUGCGGGCCAAUUAUUUGGCCUCCCCGCCACUAGUAGUCGCAUACGCUAUCGCAGGCACAGUUAGUAUAAACCUGGAGACGGAGCCGCUGGGAGUGAACGCAGACGGCAAAGACGUGUUUCUGUGUGAUAUCUGGCCGACCAAAGAGGAAGUGAACCACAUAGAGGAGAACAUCGUCAUCGCUUCCAUGUUCACAGAGCUGAGGAGCCGGAUGGAGAAAGGAAGUUCGUUCUGGAAUAAUUUAGAGUCUGCUGAAUCUGCACUUUUCCCUUGGGAUCCCAAAUCCACCUACAUACGCUGUCCGUCCUUCUUCAGCAAAAUGUCUAAAGAGGUGUGCUCUCCUCAGUCCAUUGACGGCGCAUAUCCGCUCCUCUUUCUGGGUGAUAAAGUAACAACCGAUCACAUUUCUCCAGCUGGAAGCAUCGCAAGAGUCAGUGCUGCCGCCAAAUACCUGCAGAGCAAACGUCUGACUCCUCGUGAGUUCAAUUCUUAUGGCGCACGCAGAGGAAAUGAUGCCGUGAUGACUCGAGGAACAUUUGCCAGCAUAAAGCUUCAAAACCGCCUCAUCGGGAAAACUGGACCCAAAACACUGCACAUUCCUACAGGACAGACGCUGGAUGUGUUUGAAGCUGCUGAGCGCUAUCAGAGAGAUGGAGUUCCUCUCAUCAUCCUGGCUGGAAAAGAGUAUGGCUCAGGCAGCUCACGGGACUGGGCUGCCAAAGGACCAUAUUUGCUGGGCGUGCGUGCAGUGAUAGCUGAGAGUUUUGAGAAGAUUCAUAGGAAUCAUUUGGUGGGUAUGGGAAUCGCUCCUCUUCAGUUUUUACCGGGACAGAAUGCAGACUCGCUGGAGCUGUGUGGAAAAGAGCGAUUCACCAUCAACAUCCCACAGGAGCUCACGGCCAGACAGCAGAUCACUGUACAGACGAGCAAUGGGAAGAGUUUCAUAGUCACGGCUCUCUUCGAGAACGACAUGGAUGUGGAGUUUUUCCGUCACGGGGGCAUCCUGAAGUAUGUGGCUCGCUCUCUGCUGCCAUAAAGUGUAAUCAUAUGGACCUCUGAACACCACAGCGCCACCUAGAGGCUUUCAAGAGGCCUUAAAAACUCUGAACGCUGUGCCUCUCGUUUGCCCAAUCCUCCAGAGGAUGUCAUUAUUUUGCACUUAAAGACAACAAAUGUCCGACGUUUCUCUCCAAAUGGUCCUCUCCACUCUCAGACGGUCGUUUCAGGGUCUGGUUGUGGAGCUUGAGCUUUGGUAGGUUUGAUUUGGGCAUUUUGUAAUGCAGUGCCUGCGACGUGUCAAAAAAACUGUACUGAGCUUUUCCGGUGCAUAAAACCGAGCCGGCGGAGGCUUCGCUCUUCCGUAAUGGUGCUGAUUUGAUGAAGCUUUUUCUGCGCUGGUUUCUGUAUGUACGUCCACAUGUUGCCGUCACGCUGAAAAAUAAAUCAAAUGCGCACUCUUGGUUCAAUCCGAUCCUGUAGAAUAUCAGUUUAUUUAUUAUGAUCGUCCAUUUCAUGUCUUCUCCUAUUAGGAACGUGACUGAAGGAGGAAAGGAAGUCGCAUGUUUAACAUCUGACGGUGGCCGAGAUGUGUCCUCAGCUCAACACAACGUAUUAAAUAUUAAUACGAGUGAAUUUCUGAGGUGAACGAUGGCUGGUUGUGGUACUUUCGCUGUGCUGUUUGCCUUGUUCGGCUUCAGUCUUUGUGUUUCUGUAUGUGAAGACAGUAUUUUCACUCCUCGGCACAGGGGUGAGAGAUGCAGUAGAUUAAUAAAUCAUUGUUUUCUUGGAUUAUGCUGUUAUUGUAAAUAAUUUUUAAUAAAUAACGAGAUCAGCA
This is a messenger RNA of Danio aesculapii, 3755 nucleotides long. RefSeq names its product iron-responsive element binding protein 2 (gene ireb2). Bases 33 to 2957 code for a protein of 974 amino acids. The record is from RefSeq and is a predicted model, not a curated record. Lineage: Eukaryota; Metazoa; Chordata; Actinopteri; Cypriniformes; Danionidae. Gene Ontology annotation, molecular function: aconitate hydratase activity; iron-responsive element binding; 4 iron, 4 sulfur cluster binding. Gene Ontology annotation, biological process: citrate metabolic process; tricarboxylic acid cycle. Gene Ontology annotation, cellular component: mitochondrion; cytosol. The transcript has 21 exons.